Molecule: messenger RNA, 4555 nt
Organism: Zeugodacus cucurbitae (melon fly)
Lineage: Eukaryota; Metazoa; Arthropoda; Insecta; Diptera; Tephritidae
Exons: 3
Coding region: 376-1698 (440 amino acids)
Source: RefSeq, a predicted model, not a curated record
AAAGCCUUCGUAUUAUAAUAAAAUUUUCGUUGUUGAAGUGUGCAACGGUUCGGUGCUGCGCGUAUAAUAGCUGUUUUUAAAUUUUUUUGUUUUUUCCUUUAUAAUAAUAAUAAUAAUAUAAAAUUAAUAUUUAUACAUAUAUAUGAAUGUGUAAAUAUGUGUAUAGCAGUUUGGUGAAUUUGAUGUAAACAGCCAACAGUUUUGUGAUUUUAUACCAAAAAUUUACAAAUAUAUAUGUAUAUAUAUGAUAUGUAUAAGUAAAAUCGAAGCAUUCAAAAUGUGCCAACAAGUUUUGUCUACAAAACUGAAAUAAUAAAACGAAACAACAACAACAACAAAACAAGUGCAUUUGUGCCAGUCUUCACUUAUGCCAAUAUGUGCAAAGUUGAACUGGGGCGAGAGGUAUACGUUAAAGUUGUCAUAUAUAAUAUAAAACAAGUUAUGGGCCAAUUAUCCAGUCAUCACGACAAAAGAAACAAUGAGAAUCGCUUGUCGACCGCCACACAUUUCAGCAAUCGCAGUCAUUCCAUACGAAAAUCGAAGGUGCAUAACAACAGCCAUUCCCAGUUGGAACCAACAGCGGAGGAAUCCUCACUGCUGCGCGUUGGCAAUCCACGCCUUAAGGGACUCGCCAAUGGGCGACCGGUAACGAUCAGUGAGAUUGGCAAGCGCAUAGAUUUAAAUACCAGUGAUAUAUUCAGUAGCAGUAAAGACAAAGACACGAGCAGCGUUGGUGAUGGCGUUGGUGUUGGUAUUGGUGGCAUUGGCAGCGGUGCUGAUGGCGAUGACACAUGGUCCAACAGCAACUUGUUGACGACAGCACCUGCAACGGCGGCAACACCGAACGCCACAACACCAACACCAUCCACAGAUAAUAUCAGUGGCACUGCUGGCAGUGGCAGUGUUACGGUUACGGAUGGCAGCACCACAUCUAAGAACAAGACGACAUCGGAACAUUUAACCAUCGGCGAUAGAUAUCACAAAACAAACAAUUGUUAUUAUCGCAGUCCGAAUGGAAAUUUCCAUAAAUUGCCGUCAGAUUCCUACCACAAAAUGACGGAUGGCUGUUAUGUGCGUGCCGCGGAUGGUACAUUUCGUCGCAUUGAGCCGCCAUGCAGUAGUAGCAUCACCAAUGGCGGUGGCGGUUCGAAUGGUGGCAAAUUGCAUCAGCGUGGCGAUGCUAGCGGCAGUUCGACGCGUUUAAAAAAUCAUAUGUUACGUUUUCUGCGACGUUCCAAGAGUCAUACACCCGCUACACUCAAGGAAUUGGAGAAGGAACGAGGGAAAGCCGAUAAGGAAGGCUUGAAAUCGAAACGUGGACAUAAAGCACGCUAUCCAUCCACCAUACAAGAGAAUUGCCCCACACUACCAACGGGUAGUGGUGGUAAAACACCAAGCGGUAGCAAUAUAACGGCCGGUAGUCGUAACAAUAAGGUUGUCGUAACGAUGAUGGAAGGUGGCGGUUUGCCAAUAAUAGCUACCAGUAAAGCGGAACGUUCCAAAAAUAAAGAUUCCACAACAUCGAAUACGGCUGAUGGAACGCGCAGUGGGCGUUCAAGGAUGUUUCAGCUACCCACCCUAAUUCCUAAAACUACUUUUAAGCGAAUGCAAACACAGAAAAAAAAAAACAAAAUUAUUUGUUAUUUACAUACAAAAAUAUUGUUGAAUGAAAUCAGUAUUAGCUACAUAUACAUAUAAUUUCGCAUGUAUGAUAGUGCUAUGCAUUUUCCGUUACGUGCAAACUAAACAGUUUUGCAAAAAACAAACAAAAUAAAUAAUACAAAAAUUAAAAAAAAAAUUACAAAUUUUAAAAAUUUCAAAAAUUAAAAAUUUCAAAAAUUUCAAAAUAUUUUAAAAAUUAGAAAAAUUUCAAAUAUUAAAAUUUUUAAAAAUUUCAAAUAUUAAAAAUUUUAAAAAUUAAAUUAAUUAAAAGAACAUGCUUGGCGCUACGAAAGCGAAAUUUGCACAAAAAAAAUGUUUAUGAUUAGUUAGUAUAAACUCUGCAACACAAUGGAUCUUUGUAGCAGCUUCUGUAUAAAUCAGUAGACUUUCCCGAUUUAAAAUACAAAUAUGUGGCAAUAAAUAGAUUAAAAUUUUUUUUUUCAUUGUUAGAUAACUGAAAUGUCGCAUUUUCAAUCAAAGCAAAAUGUCAACAGACUCGGCUCAGUUAUUUUAAACUUGCCGACACUUUUUAACAAUCUGACUAAUAAUUUGUGAUGUACACUACAAACUUCGUUAACUUCUUAGUAAUUUUUAACUACUUUCAACAGUCCCCAAAGACUCAACUUUUAUAAACGUUGACUCUAAUCAACGACUACAUUUUGAUUUUUUAACAAUUAUGUCACUUAGUCACAGCACCAAAAAAGUUUUGUUAAAAAGUGUACUCAACAGUCACUGUUUGCCAGGGUUUGCAACAAAUUGAUGAUUAAUAUGUGUUGUGAGUCAUUAGUUUUGCACAAAAACAAAAACAAAACAAAUUUUAAACAAAAUAACUUUUUUUUUGUCAAAUAUAUUAUUUGCUUUACGAACAUAGCUACAUUGCUUUUGAAUUUUUUUGCCUCGAAACUUUCUGUGCAAUUUUUUUUGUCCACUGAAAGUUCGUAAUUUCAAGUUCGACUGUAUAAAUUAAAAUUUUCAGAAAUUAAUAACUCACAUUUAAAGUCUACAUAGAUCUAUUGUGUUGCUCACACACACAUAUACAUGCAUACGGUAUAAGCAUAUACAUAUGUAUCUGUAGUGGAAUUGGUAGAUUGCGCGUUAUUUCCUUUAAAGAUUGAUUAAAAAAUUUUAUAAAGCAUUUAUUUAUCAAUGUACCGUGCUAGAUAUUGAACAAUUGCACACGUGAGAUAAUGAAGUGACACGCAUAUUAAAGUCAUUCGUCAAUUGCUAUUUUCUUUUAAUAUGAAAAUUUUUAUUUUUUAAAACGCAAGCGGUAAAUAUUAAUUUGCUAAUUUUAAAUUAAACGUAUUUGUGCAUUCAGCAAGUAUUAAAAAAGCAUUUGUCUAAUAGCAUACUAACUUCGCAAUUUGUUUGUAUUUUUUUUAAUUAAUUUUUAUUUAUUUUUUUUUUAUUUUUUUUGUCGUUUUAAUAUUCCAUACAGCAUAAACUAUUUUAACAAACACCCACAGAUACGUACAUAUACGCUUUUGUAUGUAUAUGUGCUAAAUAUAAGCUACUUCUUAAGUCUGUCUUUAUGCUAUUUAGUUAGUAAGGUUGUAUGCACCGCCUUACAGCUAGCUUUUGUAAGUACGUACUUUAAAUGUGCAGAUCUUGAGUAAUAAGCGAAAUUAACUCAAUAUAUAUACAUAUUUUCCCAUUCACACACUGCAUGAUAACAAUUAAAUUUUUGCUGAAUUUUUUUAUUUUUAUUUUUUUGUGUGCCAAAUAUAAAAAUAUAGUAAUAAUAAUAAUAAAUUAACAAAAAACGUGAAACACACAAUCAGCAAAACACUCGUGUGUUGUAAAAACAUUAUCUCUAAACAAUAAUAAAAUGGCUGCUAGUCCGUUAGUAUAUAAGGAACUUGAAAUACGUCAUUCGCGUAAAUGCUGACAUACAAACAAACAUACUUAAAUGAUUAUUCACAUGUUUGAAACGUUUCCUAUCUUCGAUUUCAACUUGUUUCUAUUUUUGUGCUAUUUACAUAUUCAUAUCUGGGACUUGUCGAACAAAUUACUUUUAGUAUUUAUUUUUUUUUUAUGCUCGCGCGUGUCUCCAAAACUUGAUUCUACUCAAACCGUAUACCCACACAUUUUCACUAUAUAUCUUUAUAUAUAUUACAUCUAGUAUAGCUAGUGCUUAGAAUAGCGCUCACGCACGCACGAUUUACUAUUUAAAUUUAAAUACAAAUGUGAGCGUUUAGAAUAUAUAAAAUUAACAGCUGAUUUUUGUUUAUGCCAUAAGUCAGUGUUGCCACUUAUUCAAUGCGAUUUAUGUUUACAUUUAUAAGUAAAAAGUUUGUAUAAGCUACAAUUUUGAGUAGAUGUUUUUAAAAUCACCAACAACAAAGUAGCAAACAAUGCAAUAGUGCAAUAUAAUGUGUGGUCACGUGAAAAACGGAAAGUAAACGACCUUGAAUAGAAAUUUUCCGUGUUAUUUUAUGUAUAACGUAAGUAAAUGCAAACGUAUGUGCUUACGCAUACAUAAAUAAGUAUUUGACGGAAUUGCUAACUAGGACAGCGUUGUUCUAAUUGCAUAAAUUUUUAGUUUUCUAAAUAUAAUUAUAUUUUGAAGCAUUCAUUGGUUUAUGUCAGGCGUUUAUUUUUACUUUACAACAUUUUUUUUUUUGACGUAGUCAAAUGAUUUUAGCUUUGAUUUAUUAAAAACAAUGUACAUGUGUAUAUCGUUUUUGUAUUGUUUAAUAUAGGUUAGGUUGAAUUGCAAACAUCGAAACUCAUAAUAAAAAUAAUACUGCUGUGUUGUACAAAUAUAUAAUUUAAUUAGGAACUAUUAGGUCUACAACUUUGCCGUUUUCCAAUAGAUGUCUCUAGGGUCAAGCACUGGUCGAUUAAAUCGAUUUUUUUUAUAUCGAUCUUGGACAUUUGUGUCAACAUUAAC